Messenger RNA from Triticum dicoccoides, 4135 nucleotides. RefSeq names its product G-type lectin S-receptor-like serine/threonine-protein kinase At2g19130. Gene Ontology annotation, molecular function: protein serine/threonine kinase activity; ATP binding. The transcript has a single exon. Bases 942 to 3626 code for a protein of 894 amino acids. Lineage: Eukaryota; Viridiplantae; Streptophyta; Magnoliopsida; Poales; Poaceae. Gene Ontology annotation, biological process: protein phosphorylation; recognition of pollen. The record is from RefSeq and is a predicted model, not a curated record.
CCAGGCGGCGGAUGAGACCGGCUCGGUCAGGGACAUGACGCUGGACGCGGUGGUCAUCGGCGACGAAGAGGCAAUCGGCAGCGGAAGGGAGGGGGUGGGCGGUGGCGCGGACAUGAUCGAGCCUGAGACACCAGAUACAUUGAUAGGAGUUGGGAUCCUACCAGGUCUAGCUCGUAGGUUGUAGGGGUGGAAGGAGGCUUGGCGUGGAGGAAGACGAGGUUGCCGCCGUUGGGGCGCCGUCGCGCGCGCACGAGAGAGAGGGCGCAGGAGGCGGCGAGUAGGGUUAGGUCUCCUGGCUCCCUUCAAGAAGCCGAGCAAAUAUGAUUGCUUCUGCUUAACUUCAAACAAGUCUCUACAUUUUUUUUUGAGGGGAACCAAGUUUAUUCAUUCAUAAGCCACAGAACGUGGAAUACAUCUCGGAUCAUGGGGUUGGCCAAGCCACACGUGACGCCCCUGACCUAAAGAAUGAGCAAACUUGGCUAUGCUAUGAGCAUCGUUAUUCGAGUCUUUACAUGAGUUUAUAUAAUCUCCAAAUACGAUAACUGGGCUAAGCCCCUAAUAACGAUAAGAUAACUGGGCCAGACCCCUAACUGCCUGGCCUGUAGUAUAUGCCCGCCAUAACAUAUACCAUAUUUUCCUUCCAUAAAAUCUCAACGGUUUGUCAAAUUUUGAGGCGUACGUUAUCCAAGUAGGACACAUAUGUAACUACUUGCAGUUAAACCGACGUGCCUCUUUGAUGGACCAUCAUUGUUCAUGUGGAAGUGGUCAGUUCAAAAUUUCUACACUUCUUCCUGUCAACAAUGUGAAAAGGCCCUAUAUUCUGGGAGAUUUUGUUUGACCAGUUAGACCAUUCUAUAGUCUACACAUCAGUCAUAGGGGCUUUCCCUGGUACCCAACCUGACCACGGAGCAGCACAGUAGAAUAUUCUACCUGCAACCCCCAUGUGGUUAUGCUCUGCCCGCUCAUAUGACAUGCGUGAUGCGUUUCGUCCAUGUCGUCGUCCCCCUCUUCCAGAUUUCAGAAUGGAUGCAUCAAUCGGCAGUCCUAGUCCACAUUCUCCUCUUCCAGAUUUCAGAAUGGAUGCACCAAUCGGCAGUCCUAGUCCACAGCCACCCAACUUUGCCACAAUGUCAAGUUAUAGUCCACCGCCCAAAGAGGCCAAGACUCUUCACCUCCAGAUGUUAAAACAUGACCCGGGACCGCAUCCAACCUUCAACCAGACAACCACAAUGCCUCUUGUUGCCAUCCUAUUCAUACUUCUCAUCUCUGCCUUCCACGCCCCAUGUUCUGCAGCAAGAAGCACGAUUUUAGCUGGUGAUCGCCUCACCGGCGAUGACAAGCUUGUCUCUCGCAAUGGCAAGUACGUGCUCGGCUUCUUCCAACCAGGCAGUGAGUACUCCUCCCAGCAGACUCCCGCUCACUGGUACAUAGGCUUAUGGUUUGGUAAGAUACCCAAGUUAACCCCAGUGUGGGUUGCGAAUAGGGACAAACCAAUUGUAAACCUUGAAAUGUCGGAGCUCACGAUCUCCGAUGAUGGUAACCUUGUCAUCUUAGAUAAAGACACCAAAUCGACAAUUUGGUCGACCCAUGCUAAUAUCACCGCCAAGAACACUACAGUUCUGCUCAUGGACAAUGGGAACCUCAUCUUAGGAGAUGCAUCUAACUUAUCCAACGUCAUAUGGCAGAGCUUUGAUUACCCUACUGAUGGUCUGCUCCCUGGUGCAAAGCAAGGCGUGGAUAAGGUCACCGGUUUGACUCGUCACCUCGUUUCCAAGAAGAGCUUGAUUGAUCCAGCUCCUGGCCGUUAUUGUGUGGAAUUAGAUACAACUGAUCCUGGCCAAUUCCUCUAUAAACUAUGCAACUCGUCCAUAGUAUAUUACUCUAGUGGAGAAUGGAAUGGUCAUUACUUCAACUCGAUGCCAGAAAUGAAUGGAGCCAAUCUUUUUACCUUUAAAUUUGUCAACAAUGACAAAGAGGAGUACUUCAUAAAAAAUGUAACAGAUGACAAGCUGAUAUCUGUUAGCCUUUUGGACAUUACUGGACAGGAAAAGCAACUCAUCUGGGUUGAAAGUUCACAAGAUUGGGCGACGGUCUUCACCCAGCCUAAAGAUCAAUGUGAUGUCUAUGCUACAUGUGGACCAUUCACAAUCUGCAACAGCAACACAGCCCAAGUGUGUGAUUGCCUGAAGGGCUUCUCAAUAAGGUCACCUAAGGAUUGGGAGAUAGAGGACCGGUCUGGCGGGUGCAUAAGAAAUGUGUCACUGGACUGCGGUGCCAGGAACCAAAGCAGAAAUGCAACAACUGACAAGUUCUACCCCAUGACAAAGGUCACACUGCCUGCAAUGCCCAUAGUUAUAGAAGCUGCUGGGAGCAUAGACCAUUGUGCACAAGCUUGCCUAGAUGAUUGCUCUUGCAUUGCAUAUUCCUACAGCGACAGAUGCUCCCUCUGUUAUGAUGACUUGCUUAACAUAAAAAAAGGCGAUAUCGGAACUACUAGAAAUGAAGAGGUUCUCUACUUACGCAUCUCUGUCAAGGAUGCAGAAAGUUGGACAAAUACAAAGAGAGGGAAGGGGGUUAUUUGGGCUACUACUGCUGCAAGUGUCGUUGCUUUGCUUUUGUUGACAGUUGUCAUGUGGUUUCUACUAAUAUGGAGGAGCAAGAGAAAGCACACUACCGGCAUGUACAAUAAUGCACAAGGUGGCAAUGGAAUUGUAGCUUUCAGAUACAUUGAUCUGCAACAUGCAACCAAAAAUUUCUCAGAGAAGCUAGGGGGAGGGAGCUUUGGAUCUGUAUUCAAGGGGUUACUAACCGACUCUACAGCUAUUGCGGUGAAAAGGCUUGAUGGUGUCCGUCAGGGAGAGAAGGAAUUCAGAGCCAAAGUGAGUUCAGUUGGAAUCAUCCAACACAUCAAUUUGGUUAAAUUAAUUGGCUUUUGCUGCAAGGGCAGUAUGAGACUGCUUGUGUAUGAAUACAUGCCAAAUCUUUCCCUCGAUGCACAUCUCUUCCGCAGCAACACAAAGGUACUAAGCUGGAGUGUCCGUUACCAAAUAGCCCUUGGAAUUGCAAGAGGAUUAGCAUACUUGCAUGAGAGUUGCAGGGAUUGUAUCAUACACUGUGAUAUCAAGCCACAGAACAUACUUCUGGACACCUCAUUUGUACCUAAAGUUGCAGACUUUGGUAUGGCCAAAUUUCUAGGGAGGGAUUUUAGCAGAGUUUUGACUACAUUUAGAGGAACUAUAGGCUAUCUUGCACCUGAAUGGAUCAGUGGAGUAGCCAUUACACCAAAAGUGGAUGUCUACAGCUACGGCAUGAUGUUGCUUGAAAUAGUAUCAGGUCGGAGCAACAAUACAUGUAAGGAGAAUAGCAGCAGUGGUGAUCAUUCGGCAUAUUUCCCGGUUCAAGUUGCAAGGAAACUUCUAGCAGGGGACGUUGUGGGCUUGUUGGAUGACAAGUUGCAUGGUGAUGUUAACUUGGAUGAAGUUGAGAGGGUCUGCAAGGUGGCUUGCUGGUGUAUCCAAGAUGGCGAAUCCAAUCGACCGACCAUGGGAGAAGUGGUUCAAAUCCUCGACGGUUUGUUAGAACUUGAAGUACCCCCAAUACCAAGACUGCUUCAAGCUAUUGCAUGAAGGUCACCAAUCACCUUAAACUAUAUCCCAGUCUGAAGGCAAAGCAGUGCCGAUUAAGGUUAAGAUAUGGUACUCGAUGAGAAUAAUAUUAUGAUGGACCUGCUUCUAUGGUCCAUAAUCACUGCUAUUUGUAACUUAUUUUCUGCAACUUAUCUUCAAUGCAUCUAAGAAUUAUAUUUUGGGAGACUGAUCCCAUGUAUAUUUGUAUGGACCUGCUUUUAUGGUCCAUAAUCACUGCAAUUUGUAAGCAUAUAUCUUCUGUUAAUUAUCUUUGAGGGAAGCAUCCAAGGAUGACAUGUUGGGAGAGACUGAUCCCACAAUUAUUUCAUACUAGGACUAGCCGGCAGGAAUCUCUGUUAAGUCGUUUUGUGUGCAUUCUAUGCUGGAUGUAUUGCAUACGAUCUGUGCUAUUUAGGCAAUUUAGUUAGUGAAUAACCUUGCCAAACCUUAGAAUCUCAAACACGAUUCACCCAUAUUGCUAAAGAAAAAGGACAACGAAGUCGAGGGUU